AGACGCGUCGCGUCUGAGGCGCGUGGCUUUGCGUUCACCUUCGACAACGCGUCCUCCAGCGCACCGCCUUGUAUAUACCUUGCCUCUCACCUCUACGCGCGACACCAUCCACAAAUGACUGAUAGAGCUAGGCGCGAGCGUAAAUCGAAGCUCGAUCGGCUCGCCGAGUACAAACGCGCUCGAGAGGGCGGGAGUCGUAAAUGGAAGGACGAGGAGGAUGUAGAGAUAUACGACGAGGUCUCAGAAGACCAGUACAAGUCCAUCGUGCGAGGGCGACUCGCGAAGGAUGACUUCGUAGUCGAUGACGGUGUCCAGGGAUACAUGGACAACGGCGUCGACGAUUUCGAGGAAACCGAAGAACAUCAGGAGAGCGAGGAUGAGCGCAGAGUGAAAGGGAAGAAGGGGAAGGCAGACAAGAAGGUGAAAGCUAAAGGAAAGCCGAAAGCCCCACCUCCCGCUGUCACCCCUUCCAUCAGUGCGUACCGCCCACAGAAGUCGGAAGACCAGGAGGAGGAUUUUAUAAAAUCUCUGAUGGCGACUAUGGACAACAAUGCUGACAAGAUCGUCCAGCCCACGAAGUCACGGAAGCGGAAGCCUGCACUCGAGCCCGACUACAGAGAGGCUAGCUCCUCGCCUACGCCGAAAGCGCGUUCACAUCCCACCACCCAUUCGUAUCGCAGCAACUAUCCGGACACCCCGGGAUCAUCUUCAGAUGGAUUCGUCGAGGAUGUGCGCUUCGAUGACGUCUCCAGCGAUGAUUACAUGCUCAGCCCCAAGAAGAAGCUGAAGACAGACAACGCGGCCAUCGUGCCGGCGAUCGAGCGUAUGAGCCAGAUGGAGGUCCACAGCGCUAGCAGCGGGACUGAGGAUUGCGAUACCUCCUACGAUGAUGUGGACAUGACCGCUUUCAACGACGUUGACGACGACGAAAUCAAUGGCGAACCGAGCAAGCCCGUCCCGCAGGCUAAGCUCCCCGUGAAGAUGGAAGUCGACGCAGCGCCCAAACCGCUGCACCCAAUCAAUGGCAAGCUUGAUGCCCAGGCUAAGAAGAAACUAGACGAGAUUCCUUCGUGGCUCUCCGUCUAUGAGUCGCUGCAGACGACGACUGACGACUCGCUUGGGCAAGCAUCCGCUUCGCGCAACUCAGCAAGCCAUAGCGACAUCUCUGUACUCGAGGAGGACGGUUCGUUGCGUUUCUUCUGGAUCGACUACCUGGAGCACGAGGGGAAGGUCUACUUCGUCGGCAAGACGCAGGACAAGCUCUCCAAGGCUUGGCACUCGUGCUGCGUGACCGUUGAGAACCUGCAACGGAACCUCUUUCUGCUGCCACGGGAGCGUCGCAUGGAGGAAGACGAGGAGGGGGAGCUGCACGAGACAGACGUCAAGCCCGAGAUGAGUGAUGUCUACGCUGACUUCGACCGCAUCCGCAAAGCGAUGGGCAUCAAGUCUUGGAAGGGCAAACCCGUCAAGCGGAACUAUGCAUUCGGCGAGAAGGACAUCCCACGGGGCGAGAACGACUGGUUGAAGGUCGUCUACGGUUUCGAUGAGCCUCAAAUUCACCAAUCGGUGUGCAGUCCAAACAUUGCCAAGAUCAUGGGGACGAACGCAAGCGCGUUCGAGUUGCUGGUGCUCAAGCGCAGGAUCAUGGGCCCGUGUUGGCUUCAGAUCAAGAAGCCCCAGCUCGAUCACAAGGGGGUCUCCUGGUGCAAAGUGGAGGCGACAGUGUCGGAUCCGAAGGACAUCAAACCAAUUUCCGACAGGGACCCGACUGCGCCCAAGGCGACCCCACCACUGACAGUCAUGAGCCUCAGUAUUCGGACGAUUGUCAACCAUAAGGAGAACAAUCGCGAGAUUAUCUGUGCGACAGCCAGGAUCUGGUCAAACAUCGAUCUGGACGACCCGACACCGCCCGAAUCACUUCCUUGCACUGUGCGAACCUUCGUCCGGCCAUUAGAUCGUUUCCCACCAAACUUCGAAGUCCGCGCGGGCAAGAAUGGCAAGGGUGUUAUCUCGCCGAUGAAGAACGAGCGGAUGUUGUUGAAUAGUCUCCUCGCUACCAUCUACAAAGCUGAUCCGGACAUCAUCGUCGGCCAUGAGUUCUUGGGAGUCUCUCUCGAUGUUUUGCUGCAUCGUAUGCGUGACCUCAAGGCAGACCACUGGUCAAGAAUUGGUCGCUUCCGUCGUUCUAAGUGGCCGGGCAUUGGGCGACAGGGAACAAACCUGAAGUUCAUGAACGGUCGACUGCUCUGCGAUCUGGCGAGUGACAGUGCCAAGGGUAUGAUCUCGUCGACGACUUGGUCACUCACCGAGAUGUGCAAGACGCAUCUGAAGAGCGACAGGCAGGACAUCGACCCGGAUGACACUGCAAGCUUCUUUGACAGCAGUGUGGGCUCGCCAGAGCGGUUGCUCACGUUCGUCCAGCACUGCGAGCUUGACGCGCACUAUCAGAUGGCUCUCGCUGCCAAGGUUCAGAUCUUGCCGUUGACGAGACAGCUGACGAACCUGGCUGGCAACUCCUGGAAUAAGACGCUGAACGGUGGUCGUGCGGAACGCAACGAGUACAUUUUGCUACACGAGUUCCACCAGAAGAAGUACAUAUGCCCUGACAAGACAUGGGGUAAGAAGGCCGCAGCGGCGGAGAAGGAGUCUAAUAACGACGACGCCGAGGGCGGUAAGACCACCAAGAGCAAACGCGACAAGUAUAAGGGUGGUCUCGUUUUCGAGCCAAAGCGAGGGCUCUGGGACAAGUUCAUCCUUGUCAUGGACUUCAACUCGCUGUACCCGAGUAUCAUCCAGGAGUAUAACAUCGAUUUCACCACGGUCGACCGGGUUGAAGACGAAGAGGGUGAGGAGAAAAUCCCGGAGCCUCCGAGCUCCGAGGUCGCGCAGGGCGUUCUUCCUCGUCUCAUUGCUACCUUGGUCGCCCGGCGUAGGCAGGUCAAGAGCAUGAUGAAGGACAGAACGGCAACUCAAGCACAGUUGCUUCAGUGGGACAUCAAACAAAUGGCCUUGAAGCUGACGGCCAACAGUAUGUAUGGCUGUCUCGGUUUCGAGUACUCGCGAUUCUAUGCACGGCCACUGGCUGCCUUGACGACCUUCAAGGGCCGUGAGAUCCUCACCCAUACCCGCGAACUCGCUGAGAGCUUGCAGCUUGAUGUCGUCUAUGGAGACACCGACUCCGUCUUUGUCAACUCCAACGUGACUGACCUUGCAGAGGCUCUGAAGAUCUCCGCCACGUUCAAGAAGGCUGUGAACGACAGGUACAAGCUGCUCGAGAUCGACCUGGAUGGAAUUUUCCAGCGGUUGCUACUUCUGCAGAAGAAGAAAUAUGCCGCCAUCAAGGUCGAGGACGGCACGCGGACAACAACAGAAAUCAAGGGUCUCGACAUGAAGCGGAGAGAGUACUCCGCGCUGUCCAAGAACGUCUCUCAAUACGUUUUGGACCAGAUACUCUCGGGGGAAGCGACGGAGGUCGUUGUCGAGAAUAUUCACGAGUACCUCACAACCGUCCGAGAGGACGUACGCGCGGGCAAGGUCAAGCUCGACGACUUCAUCAUCUUCAAGCGGCUUGGCAAGAACCCGGAGGACUAUCCCGACGCGAAGAGCCAGCCACAUGUCCAGGUCGCGCUGCGCAUGAAGGCCCGCGGGGGGACGGCACGCUCGGGCGACGUCAUACCAUAUGUGUUCUGCUUGGGGGACAACGGCGAGACGUCGAAGUCGGCGCAGGCGGAACGGGCGAAACAUCCUGAUGAAGUUCGCAGGGCGAAUUCGGGUCUCCAGAUAGACUACGAAUACUACCUCUCGCAGCAGAUUCUCCCGCCUAUAGAACGUCUCUGUGACCCGAUCGAAGGCACAGAUCGAGCACGGCUAGCAGAAUGCCUCGGACUCGAUGCUACUCGGUACCGCGUCUCCACAACUGGCGAGUCCGAGGAGAGGCAUUUCAGCACGCUGGACUCGCUUAUGUCGGAUGCCGAGCGGUACAAGGAUGCAGAGCCGUUCGUUGUCCGGUGUCGCACAUGCCAGGGGCAUGUCGCGUUCGAGCCUAUCGCCGAUCGUGAGAAUUCACUCCUCCAAUCUUCGGGUCCUGCGUGCCCCGCAUGCAAGACGGCACUACGCACGGCGAGCCUCCAGUCACAACUCGAGACACAGAUCCGGGCAAAGAUCGCGCAGUACUACGAGGGGUGGACGGUGUGUGACGACCCGACGUGCGGGCACCGGACGCGCAUGAUGGGCGUGUACGGGCGGCGGUGCCUGCGGCCGGGUUGCCAGGGGCACGUCGUGUUCGAGUACUCGGACGCACAGCUAUAUACACAGCUCCGGUAUUACGCGUCACUGUUCAGCCCGGAGGGGGCGCUCAAGGCGUGUGGCGCUGGGAAGCAGGAGGAGGUGAAGGCCCUGAUUAUGGUGCAGGAUGCGUUCUUGCGCGCGAUGGGUACAACCGUGGAGAAAUACCUCGACCAGAGCGGCCGGCGGUGGGUCAACUUGACCGGAUUGUUCUCGUUCAUGAAGAUCUAGGCGGCGAGGGAGCGGCGCGGACUCUGGUGUACGCUCAUAUAGAUGGUUUC
Messenger RNA from Rhodofomes roseus, 4565 nucleotides. RefSeq lists its product as uncharacterized. The record is from RefSeq and is a predicted model, not a curated record. Gene Ontology annotation, molecular function: purine nucleotide binding; DNA replication origin binding; single-stranded DNA binding. The coding region runs from base 115 to 4515 and encodes 1466 amino acids. Lineage: Eukaryota; Fungi; Basidiomycota; Agaricomycetes; Polyporales; Fomitopsidaceae. The transcript has 16 exons. Gene Ontology annotation, cellular component: alpha DNA polymerase:primase complex. Gene Ontology annotation, biological process: mitotic DNA replication initiation; lagging strand elongation; DNA replication.